This is a messenger RNA of Patiria miniata (bat star), 4627 nucleotides long. Its product is annotated as steryl-sulfatase-like. The transcript is spliced from 5 exons. Bases 1125 to 2906 code for a protein of 593 amino acids. NCBI's taxonomy places the organism in Eukaryota, Metazoa, Echinodermata, Asteroidea, Valvatida, Asterinidae. Gene Ontology annotation, molecular function: arylsulfatase activity. The record is from RefSeq and is a predicted model, not a curated record.
AAUUUCUCCCGUUUGGAAGACCGUAUCUCCAUGCAACUUUCAGGAUUUGUUUCCCUGAUAAUGAUCCAACUAUGUGCUAAAAAUCGUUUUGAUAUGUUCAGUACUUUUCGUUGAAAUUGGAAAAAUAGGCCUUCGGGUUUUACAAUCUGAGAGGAAAAGGCGCAAAGGUAGCAGGCAUUCUGAUCGAACGUGGGAUCUGGGCAGGCCGGCAUAGCGUGCCAUGAGAGCCAUGACCGACUCAUUGUGACCCUUUGAUGAUGGAGUUGCACCUCUGCCUAUCCAUAGCUGACCGGUAGGCUAAGGUCAGAGACAUGCCUGUCAGCUCCUUUAAUCCAUCGACCCAGCGGGGUUUCUGUCUGCAACGUGAACGGCCUUCAACCUUUCCUUGAACAAUAAUCUUCUACAGAUAUCGCGCCCGCAUGUACCAGAACGGCCGUGAUCAUCGCGUAUUUGGAUCGGUCCAUGGUGCCAGGCUAAUACAAAACGCGUGAUUCCAAAAUUAACAUACAGGAACAAAUGGCUACGUCACUAGAUAUGAAUAUUUAUAGCGUUUCUCUGAAAACUUUCUGAACUGGAGCGCGCUGUGUAAAGCCACGUUUUAAAACUGUAUAAAGGCCUGCAAAUGCAAAUUAACAAGCAAAUGUAUUUGUUACAUGUAAAGGGCAUUAUAUUCCUUCACAUCCGUUCGGAAAAGAAAUCUGAAAUUAAAAAAACACGUAUACACCAACUUAAAGUAUUUUACCUAUUCAACCCGUUGCUGUGUGGGAGUUUCCUGCUAUAGUUUGGUGCUUGAACAAAUCGACGUUCGUGGAGGAGGGAUCAACAGAAAUAGGUAAAGUAUUUGAAGCCCGUAAGGUUAAAGUCCACACAAUUUUAGUUGCUUUUGUACCGGUAUCGCACAGACGAAUAACCUUUUGAGCCUUACAAAUAAAAGACUGUUGGUUACAAAUAAAAGACUGUUGGUUGUAUGCUUUGAAAAGUCAACGCGAUCGCUAUCUGUCAAAGGGCACUUUUCCUGGGUGGUCUUAAGUAUUAUUAGAUCGUUAGCGUUGGGGUGAAUUGCAUGAUAAAGACAAUUACUGCUGCACCAAACGGUGAUACAUUGGUUCCAUUAUCAAUAUAAAAUGGCGCUUGGGUGUGCGAUGAGAUUUGUUACGGGGGUUCUCGUGCUCAUUCUGGUUGGGGCGUUCGCUCCAGCCGCUGAAUGUGGCGAUGUGAAACCCCGUCCGCCGAACGUCAUUAUCUUCAUAAUGGAUGAUGUCGGGAUGGGAGACAUCGGAUGCUUUGGUAACGACACGAUCAAGACUCCUAACAUCGACAGAUUGGCCAAGGAAGGAGCCAAACUAACGCAGAACAUGGCCAUGCCGAUGUGCACGCCCAGUCGAGCUGCGCUAAUGACCGGCCGACUGCCCGUACGUUAUGGUGUGGAGACCCCGGGACGGACAAGAGUGCUAUUUUUCCUGACUGCACAUGGCGGUUUGCCCUCCAGUGAAACCACGAUGGCUGAAAUGCUGAAAGAAAAGGGAUAUGCGACAGCAUUGAUAGGAAAAUGGCACCUGGGCAUCACGUGUGAAGAGGAGAAUUCCUGUUCCGAUCCUAAUUCGCAGGGAUUUGACUAUUUCUACGGCCAUCCACUGACUAACCUGCUGGACUGCGGUAACGUGAGCACUAUCUUCGAUGCCUGGGCCAAAGCUCGGGGGUUUUACACUAAGAUGAAGUCCUCGGUGGUUGCUGCAGUUGCGGCAGCUUUCCUUCUGAAGGGGAUGGGGGUUAUGUCUUGGAAGGGUGUCUCGUCCUUUAUUCUUAUUGCCCUGGCUGCAAAUGGACUAAUUCUCUUGUCCGCGAAGGCGACUAGUCUUGGCUGUGUGAUGAUGGAGAACCGCAAGAUUGUAGAGCAGCCCCUGACUUACGACCACCUGACCGAGCGGCUGCACAGCCGCGCCAUUCACUUCAUGGAGAACCAUCAGCACCAGCCCUUCCUUCUGGUCAUGUCCUUCAUACAGGCUCACACGGAACUGUUCAACAUGGACCGAUUCCGCCAUCACAGCGUGCACGGCCGCUACGGGGACAACUUGGAAGAGAUGGAUUGGAGCGCAGGGGAGAUUCUGUCGUCACUCAAGAAGCUGGGCCUGGAGAGGAACACCUUGGUGUAUGUGACGUCAGAUAAUGGAGGUCACGUGGAGGAGUUCACGGACGAGGGUGAACGACAUGGCGGCUGGAAUGGAAUCUAUAAAGGAAGUAAGGGAAGCACAUGGGAGGGUGGUAUCCGAGUUCCCGCCAUCAUCAAACUCCCUGGCGUCAUCCCACCAGGCACCGUGGUGUCUCAACCCACCCACCUACCGGACGUCUUACCAACAGUGGCCCGAGUCACCGGAGUCAAGCUGCCCACUGACAGGCUCUACGAUGGACGGGAUCUGAUUCCAUUGCUGACUAACGGCAGUAGCGAGAUGACACGCGAGUUUAUGUUCCACUACUGUGCAGGUUUCAUCAAUGCAGUCAGAUACAUGCCAAAAGGGUCUGACACCACUUACAAGCUUCACUACCGCACCAGUCGUCUGGUACCCGGCCCACACGGAAUCGAAGGCUGCUUUGACUCUUUCUUGUGUCAGUGUGUGGGCCCUGACACAGACCAACAUGACCCACCCUUGGUUUAUGACCUAACCAGGGACCCGUCUGAAACCAAACCACUGGACAGCAAGGACCCCCGAGUGAUCGAUGUCAUCUCCAAGGUAGCUAAGGCAGUGUCUGGGCACCAGGGUGAGUUACCAAAACCGAGAGAUCCGUGGUCUGCCUGGUUUAAUAACUUGCCCAGGCCCUGGGGUCGACCCUGGUGCGGUAACUUCCCCUUCUACACCUGCACCGACCCGUACUUGGAAAAGUUUAAAUCGAUGAAAACGAAGAAUUAAAACAAAUCUUUGCUGGUUAACAAUAGGGUUCCCGACCAAUCUCGGAUACCGCCAUCUUUGUGGUCACGUGGUAAUCUUAAGGAUCAUUUAUGGGUGCGUUCGAGUGGCUUCCCCGUAUAUACACGUGUACACACGGGGUUUACACUCGAGAAGCCACGAUAUGAGGCUAAUCGAAUUCUUCGGUGUGUAUUCGCGCGCCUGGUAUUCUGGGAAAAUUAAGGUCAGAAGUUGUUGUAUGGCGGGACUUUGAAUAUUAAUACACCAAACAUACUGUCGUCUGCUCCGAUUAAUAAUUGCUGGAAUCGGAAGAUAUAUAUGAAUUAUUAUAAAUAUUUCCAUCCAAUUUAACACAGUUAAUAAUUGGAAAAAGUUGUGUCAAAAAUCUCUCCAUGGUACUCAUUUCGUAAUCAAGUUCCCGCUAUCUUCAAAAUUGCUAUCCACAAAUUGUCCGGUUACUUAUACACGGGCAGCCACCAGAGACCUGCUCGCGAGCUGGGGCAGCGGUGGUUGAUACCGUAGCAUACACGAGUCUCACGUGAUAGCUAAUCGAGCUUUACUUACGAAAGUCUUAGCUACUCGAACGCACCCAAUUUCACUUGCCAUCAUGAUGUGUCUUAAUUGUAUUGUAAUCCCCCCCUCCUCCGAGAUUACCACGUGACCACAAACGUAGCGGUAUAUCCUCGAUAUGGUCCCACGACUUGACCGAUUAAAAUACACUAAAACACACGCAAGAAAUUAUCGAAAAAACGUCAAAUUUUAAAUUGAUAUUUUUUUCGAGGUCCUGGUGCAAAUUAAAAGUUAGAUUAUAAGUUGGAUAACACGUACUGAACAAAACUGAUCUUUGCUGAGUAUAAUUCCUACCCGGUUCUCAAUUAAUCUUCUUUUACAGAAUUCCAACGCAAAUAUUUACUUUCAGAAUGCAUGCUCCGGAGGGAGUUUUACUCGAGUUAUCCUUAUAAUUGUUUUUCUAAAACUGAAGUCAAUUUGCUUUCUAAGAAAUUAGUUUUAUAAAUCCUUUGCAUUGGUCAGAGAAUAAGUACACUGCCUCUAUUGUUCGGCCACAUACCAAACAUCGUAUCUCGUGAACUCUCCACUACCAAGUGAUGCGUCUUUAGCGUAGCAGGACUGAUGUUACCAUGCGAUUUUGACAAGUCAACGUGUUACUUGCGUGUGUUACUGUGCAGAUUAUCCUAAAAAUGUUGUGGACAAAAGGCCAAACGUUUUAAAAUCGCCGACAUUUUGUCAUAGUUUUUAUAUCAAUAGAAGUGUUGAGGUAAUUAAUUUUUUUAAUUUUAUCAUGAUCUCAAGAAAUUGUACAUGUCAUUUUUCAAUGUAUUUUUUUUUAAAAAUCUUCUGGAAAAGGCCUAUCAUUUCAAAAUUGCCGACAUGUUGUCACAGUUUUCAUAUCAAUGGAAGUGGGAUUUUUUUAAAAUUUUACCAGGAUCUCAUGUGCAUUUUUAAAUAAAUGGCCCAUAUUUGAAAAUCAUCCCCGAGGUGACAUGGCUACCAUCAAUAAAGUUAUUAUUAUUGUUAUUAUAUAAUGAGCCCCGCCGUAAUUAGAGGUGGACGAAGAUACAAUUAAUUGAUUAAAUACAGUACUCUGUAAACUGACUAAAUAAUGCAAACUUGGUUCAGUGGAAUUGUGUCUUUUUAUUUUUUUCGUUAUUAUUAAAUGGAAGCAUGAAAUGCAGUUUAUGCAACGCAUGUUUCAGUUUAAAGCA